AUGUCUAGUUCUUCAAACACUCAAGGUCAAAACCCAGUCUUAGCUCAGAUAAAUCUUCGACAGCAUAAAAUCUCGGCCUUGAAAGCUCAAUUACCAAAGCCAGACACUUUGGACAAAUCAGACGGCAUGUUCAAGUUCACCCAAGAGCAAUUUGACGCCUUCAGCGCAAAGCAAUUGGGAAAGUUGUUCAAGAUCCCCAAAUUCUCUCAUUCGCUGUUGGGACGAAACCGCGAUGGUUUCUACCAAGGGGAACAACCUGAUUCCCCUACGAGCUACAAAAGCAAGGCCACACCCAAAUCUCUCCCUUUGACUCUGGUAGGGACCAUUCCGCCGUCAGUCUCAGGAGCCCCUGCAAAGUCAAUGGCGGCUUCAGCUGGGGCAGCUUCUGUCGACAAAGAUGUCUUGGAUAAGGGAAAAGCUCCGUUGCAAGACACCACCGCAUCGGCAACAACUCAGGGUUAUCCUCUCACCGGCUAUCAUGGUCGAAUUCGAGAGGCUGUCGACUCCUCUUCCUCGGGAGCCGAGAACGACGAUGUUCUCCUGCAGGAAGUCAAACCUACAUUACCAGUCACUCUGACCGACCCGGUGGCUAUAGAAGAAUUUCGUCAGUGGCAAGCCACCAGGGAUGCGGAUAGGAUUCGCUUAGCCCAGGCCCCUGAAGAAGGAGUGCCUUGGGAUAAGGACUACCACAAGAUCUGCAAGACCCUCGUCACCCAAAAGUUUGACAAAUUCGACGCAACUAGUUCCUUCAACGCUCAUCUGUGGUUCGCAAAUCUCUCCCAAGCUUUGAUGCUACUCAAUGUGGACAACAAAAAGGUUUCCGAUGCAGUCGCCCGUUUCCGAGUACUUCAGAACGAUGCUGCACAUUUGGGGUUCCACUACCAAGAAAGUACGGUCUUUCUCAGCAAGUUGCCCCCUGCUCUCCAACGAUACUGCCAAAGCGAGAUCGAACAAGACGCCCGUGCCGGAAAACCGAUGAAUUUCACUCAAUUGGUUUUGUGUGCUACGGACUGCAACAAUUCUUUUUGCUCAGAGAAUAACUCUGUCAAUGCUGUUGUAACUGCGUCGGCUGCAUUGUUGAACAACAAGCCACAAAAUAACAAGAGAAAGUCACCGGAUAGCCGAAACAAGUCUGAUCUUAUCUGUUACAAUUGCAACAAGAAGGGCCAUACCUUUGGGACCAUGGACAACCUGACUUGUCCUGUUAAACCUACUCCGCGCACUAUCAACUAUUUUGAGAAGGCUAAAGGUAACCAUUCUUCUUCUUCUGCUGUUGCCAGUGGCUCCGGGGAGUCAAAAGCUUAG
Messenger RNA from Melampsora larici-populina 98AG31, 1305 nucleotides. RefSeq lists its product as uncharacterized. The record is from RefSeq and is a predicted model, not a curated record. The transcript has 4 exons. The coding region runs from base 1 to 1305 and encodes 434 amino acids. Lineage: Eukaryota; Fungi; Basidiomycota; Pucciniomycetes; Pucciniales; Melampsoraceae.